AAGGCCUCGCUUCUCGCGUCCCAAAUGACUACUAGUUCAGCAUGGAGCCCUUUCCACCUUCUAAGGCGUACUUUAUCCUACACUUUGUGGUGUUAUGUUUCGAUGGCAUCACUACCUUUUUUCCAGCACUCCCGGAAUGGGUUUCAGUCUUCACCUGCUAUCCCUUCCCAAAUCAUUGACAUCCUGGAUCAUACAAGUAGAGGUUCAAUUCGGACAUCACAUUCCAAUUACUCACCUUGGCGAGCUCUCUCCGCAGCCGAAGCUAUGCAAGCGAUUGUCACUGUGGACGUUCGGGAAUGCUAUCUACGAUGAAAUAAAUGGACCCAAUCCUUGGACCGCCGGGGGAACACGAGUGCUGCGUGAUCGAUCUCGCGAAGUAAUUUGCAGUCAAU
This is a messenger RNA of Suillus paluster, 392 nucleotides long. RefSeq lists its product as uncharacterized. The record is from RefSeq and is a predicted model, not a curated record. The transcript is spliced from 4 exons. NCBI's taxonomy places the organism in Eukaryota, Fungi, Basidiomycota, Agaricomycetes, Boletales, Suillaceae. The annotation marks the transcript as partial.